Acomys russatus (golden spiny mouse) is the source of this 951-nucleotide messenger RNA. RefSeq names its product olfactory receptor 1165-like. The record is from RefSeq and is a predicted model, not a curated record. Gene Ontology annotation, cellular component: membrane. Gene Ontology annotation, biological process: sensory perception of smell; G protein-coupled receptor signaling pathway. Gene Ontology annotation, molecular function: olfactory receptor activity; G protein-coupled receptor activity; odorant binding. The transcript has a single exon. The coding region runs from base 1 to 951 and encodes 316 amino acids. Lineage: Eukaryota; Metazoa; Chordata; Mammalia; Rodentia; Muridae.
AUGGUACAUGCAAUGACGAAUCAGAGCUCUGUGACCACGUUUAUUCUGGUGGGUUUCUCAGACUACCCACGCCUCCAGCUGCCACUCUUCUUUAUGGUCCUGGCCGUUUACACAGUCACUCUGGUAGGCAACGCAGGCAUAAUUGUGGUUAGAAGGGUCAAUCCUAAACUUCAUACACCUAUGUACUUUUUUUUGAGCCAUCUUUCAUUUUUGGAUAUAUGUUAUUCUAGUGUAUUUACACCAAAAUUAUUGGAGAUCUUGGUUGUGGAUCAUAGAACUAUCUCUUUAAAAGGUUGCAUGACACAGUUUUUCUUUGGCUGUGCUUGUGUGAUUACGGAGAUGUUCAUGUUAGCAGUUAUGGCCUAUGACAGGUUUGUGGCUGUUUGUAACCCUCUACUCUACACUGUUGCUAUGUCUUAUCAAUUGUGUGCUCUCCUAGUAGCUGGAAGUUAUAUGUGGGGUGGUCUCUGUGCUGUGAUAAUCACAUACACACUCUUAGAGCUGUCUUAUUGUAGACCUGGCAUCAUCAAUCACUUUGGCUGUGAGUACUCUGCCAUCAUAUCUGCAUCCUGCGCUGACUCCACCUUCAGCCAGAUGGCAUGCUUAGUCAUUUCCAUAUUAAGUGAGGGUAGUAGCCUUCUCAUCACCAUGGCUUCCUAUGUCUUCAUAGUGAUAACAAUCAUCAAGAUGCCUUCUAAGGGAGGACUCCGGAAAGCCUUCUCCACUUGCACUUCCCACUUGACUGCCAUCAGCAUCUUCCAUGGGAUCAUUCUGCUUCUCUACUGUGUGCCCAAUGCAAACAGCUCACAGCUCCUGGUCAAAGUAGCAACAGUGCUCUAUACAGUCUUGAUCCCCAUGUUGAACCCCCUUAUCUACAGUCUAAGGAACAGAGAUGUGAAAGAGACAGUCAAGAGGAUCAUCAGCUCAAUACUUCCCUCUCGGUUUAUUUGA